Messenger RNA from Drosophila serrata, 542 nucleotides. RefSeq names its product dynein light chain roadblock-type 2. Gene Ontology annotation, cellular component: cytoplasmic dynein complex. Gene Ontology annotation, biological process: microtubule-based movement. NCBI's taxonomy places the organism in Eukaryota, Metazoa, Arthropoda, Insecta, Diptera, Drosophilidae. The record is from RefSeq and is a predicted model, not a curated record.
CAGUCAUAUCCGGGACAUCUCCCUUAGAGCAGUCACGUAUAUUUCCUUAGCAACUCUAAUCAAUUUUUACGUCCCAGUAUUUUCUCGACAAGAUGUCAGCCGAAAUUGAGGAACUGUUGAAACGCUAUCAAUCCUAUCCAAAUGUUGUGGGCACUAUAAUUUUGGACCCGUUCGCCAUUCCCAUCAAGACGACAAUGGAUUACACUUUGACCGUCCACUAUGCAGCCCUGGUCAGCACCCUGACCUUCAAGGCGGCCAAGAUGGUCUCUAGUUUGGAUUCGAGCAAUGAACUGUUGAACCUGCGCCUGCGCACCUUGAACCAUGAGGUGAUCAUAGUGCCCUCCGAGAGUUACAUUAUCAUAGUGAUUCAGAAGCCCGGAACCUAGUUUUUGUGAAUGGCCCAAUGCAAGUACGGCUCCGUCUUAUUCUGUGCUACUGGUAAUAGUUCAUCCACCUCAAAAAAAAAGGUUUUAAAUUAUGGAAUUAAGUUGUUUUACGAUUAAAUACAAGAAUAAAUCGCAAGUUAGCUACAUAUAUGAUGA